AUGCAUUCCCUGGUCAUCACCACAUUACUCCUCGCAGCCAUCUCUAAUUCAGUAAUCGGUAAGUAUCCUCUAAUUCGUGUUGAGUAAUCGCUUGCAAAACCUUUCAAGGUAACACUUCUCAAACGCUUUUCUAAAAUUCCCAUGAAUUACUGUUUCCCUUUUCUCCGACUUUUUAAAUUUAGCGUUCUCUUGUACUACUAUUUUCGCUAAUUCACAGGAUUAGAAAAACUUGUUUUCUCUUCAUUAGAAGUUAAAUUGGAAGUCAUAUUAGAAGUAAUUAGUCCUGAUUAAAUGCUAAUUUCCCCCAUUAAAGGCCUUGGAUACAUCUAUGAGGACGCGUAUUAUCCAAUCCCUCGGGGCUCGCAAAUCGUUGUGGAAGCCCCCUCAAUCCCGGAUGAGAAGGUGAUACCACAACGACGCUUUGAUCCCGCCUGGAGGCAUAUUGGAUUGGGCAAGAGAACGGCCGAAGAGCGACGAACAGUCAGUGGAGAGCGGUCCUGGGCCAUGAUUGGACUGGGCCGGUAGGUUGGACUGGAUACGACCGCCAGAUUUUGACUCGACUGGACCGGAGAAGAAGACUGGCCGCCGAGGUCAACGCUUUCCUUGUACAUGUUAUAUUAAUUUAAUUGUAACUUAGUUAAAAACGUUACUUUCCUCGGCCCACUUUGAUUAUCUGAUUAAUGGGAUCUUUUAAUCGGGGUCGGCCUCUCCGAUCGGCCGCGGGGUCAUUCAUCACCGCCCCAAAAAAACGUUGAAAUUCGGGGCGGAAAUGGCCAAAUGAUUGUGUCACAACAUGCCAAAUAUCCCCCAAGAAAAAACUUUGAAACCCAAGAGAAACCGGAAGCCCGUUAAGAGAUACGGAGAAACGUCCCGGCCUUGCCGCAGGGCAUAUGGCCAAGUCGUUAUUGUCGAUUAUCCGCGCUUCCAAAAAGGAAGAGGCUCUGACUGACACUUCAGAAUUCUACAAGUGCCCGGAGAUGGGGUGA
Molecule: messenger RNA, 986 nt
Organism: Bursaphelenchus xylophilus (pine wood nematode)
Lineage: Eukaryota; Metazoa; Nematoda; Chromadorea; Rhabditida; Aphelenchoididae
Source: the annotation of a GenBank genome assembly